Messenger RNA from Malassezia vespertilionis, 1335 nucleotides. RefSeq lists its product as uncharacterized. The record is from RefSeq and is a predicted model, not a curated record. The transcript has a single exon. Bases 1 to 1335 code for a protein of 444 amino acids. NCBI's taxonomy places the organism in Eukaryota, Fungi, Basidiomycota, Malasseziomycetes, Malasseziales, Malasseziaceae.
AUGGGCUUUGAAGGCGGGUUUUUCGUCUACGCUGCCGUGGUGCUUGUCGCUUUGGUGAGCACCGUGGUCAGCAUUGGGCUAACCAUUGCGAUCAUAAUACCGUUCGUCGGUACACUCACGUUACUGCGUGCAAACUACUUGCCCAUGGCUGUGUCCUUGGACAAUGUGCUCUUGGACGGCCGCGAAGACGAGCUCGAGCAGCGAUCUGUCUUGCGGUCGAUGUUUUUGCGUGCACAGCGAUCGUCUGCUAAAAUCGGGCCUGUCGUGCGCGGUGUGUUUCCCAUGAUGGCUCGUGUGCGGAGAUUGGAAGGCUGGCGCGGCCUGUACAAAGGAAGUACAGUGCUUGCCGUCGGCGGGUUUAUCACUGCGAUACCGACCAUACUGGUCGCUAUCUACAGUGCGCGCUCUGGAAACUUUGGGAGAGAUGAGCAAUAUACAGCCUUCUCACCGUUCCGGACAAUGGUAUCCAAAGUGAUCCUUGCUAUGGUUUCGCUCCCUUUUGACGUGGUGUUGAAACGCACCAUUGUUCAUCCCCGCCGCUUGGAUUGGUUCAAAUUCCGGUCGAGCCUGCGGGAGAUUCUGUGCAAGGAAGAGUACGAGCAGCCUUGGCGUUUGUACUUGCUUCCUGGCGUCGUCCCGGCGUUGUUGCUCCGUGUCGCCGUUAUUGAGUACGCUACCAUGGCGAUUGGCUUUGUCAUUUUCAACGACUGGAUCCCAGACGAGCCCGGGCUGACGGAUCCAAACAAGGACGAUUUCCAUGGCCGGACCUCGGAAUCGACCAUGUCGGCCAUGUUUGGCUAUACGUUGCUCCUGCUCUGGUGCAUGGCCAUUCAGUUUGCAGUCGUGCCACUAGAAUGCAUCACCGUACGGCUCACUACCCAGCGUCCUGUGGACCAACAGCCGCUGCACAUUGCGUUCGCUCAGCAAGCACAGCCAGAAGGCCCUUCUGCAGUGAGCCACCAGGCUACGGCCGCCCCGCCGCAAGAAGUGCGUGCCACAAGAGAGCCCGAGCCUUUCACAGACGAGGCGGAAGAAGAUUCGGAGACUGCACCAGCGCUUGGGGAGCAUGACACAGAAACGUGUAUCACCGUCGAGGAGGACGCACGGAUGACAGAGCCGGUGAUUGCUUUGCGCCCUUGCGAUGAGCCCGACAAUAACGCCGAAGCGUUCUUUGGUGCCUCGCCCGUCGAGCGCUACACGGGCAUUGUCGACUGCUUCCAGAAGAUGGUGGCGGAAGAAGGCUACGAGAGUCUAUUACGUGGUAUCGUAUUCAGCAUCGCCCUCACCGUGACUAUGUACAUACUUCCAUUUGGACUCCAGGCGUUCCCCGUCUAG